CUGUGAACCAGUUGGCUUGCCCCCGCCCUGCCGACCCGCCCGACGCGGCCGCGGCUGCUGCAGCGCGAGCCCCAGCGCCCCCACAGCCCCGCGGCUGGCGGCACCGCGACGGGCGGCCCUCACGGAUGGCCGCCGCUGGAGAAUUCCACACCGUGUUGCUCCAGAGCGAUGGCGCCGCCAUGGCACGUGGGUUGGAUAGCCACGGCCAGUGCGACCUCCCGGCGCUGGCAGGGGGCCUGCGCUUCACGCAAGUGACCGCGGGCGCGUGCCACACUGUUCUGCUCCGGAGCGACGGCACCGCCGUGGCGUGUGGCGAGGAUAGCUACGGAAGGUGCGACCUCCCGGCGCCAGCGGAGGGCCUGAGUUUCACGCAGGCGGCCGCUGGAGGAGGCCACACCGUUCUGCUCCAGAGCGAUGGUACCGCCGUGGCACGUGGCGAGAACGAUUUUGGCCAGUGUGACCUCCCGGCGCCGGCGGUUGGCUUGAGCUUCACGCAGGUGGCCGCGGGAGCGUGCCACACCGUUAUGCUCCAGAGCGACGGCACCACCGUGGCGUGCGGUAAGAAUCGCAAUGGCCAGUGCGACGUCCCGGCUCCGGCGAAGGGCCUGCGCUUCACCCAGGUGGCCGCGGGAGGAGGCCACACCGUUCUGCUCCAGAGCGACGGCACCGCCGUGGCGUGUGGCGAGAAUGGCCGCGGCCAGCGUGACCUCCCCGCGCCAGCGGAGGGCCUGAGCUUCACGCAGGUGGCCGCGGGAGCGUGCCACACCGUGCUGCUCCAGAGCGACGGCACCGCCGUGGCGUGUGGCGAGAAUGAUUUUGGCCAGUGCGACGUCCCGGCGCCUGCGGAGGGCCUGAGCUUCACUCGCGUGGCCGCGGGAGGAGGCCACACUGUUCUGCUCCAGAGCGAUGGCACCGCCGUGGCGUGUGGCUGGAAUGGCGGCGGCCAGUUGCGACCUUCCGGCGCCGGCGGAGGGCCUGAGCUUCACGCAGGUGGCCGCGGGAGGAGGCCACACCGUUCUGCUCCAGAGCGAUGGCACCGCCGUGGCCUGUGGCUGGAAUGAAGACGGCCAGUGCGACCUCCCCGCGCCGGCGGAGGGCCUGAGCUUCACCCAGGUAGCCGCGGGAAGAGGCCACACCGUGCUGCUCCAGAGCGACGGCACCGCCGCGGCCUGUGGCCGGAAUGGCGACGGCCAGUGCGACCUCCCGGCGCCGGCGGAGGGCCUGAGCUUCACGCAGGUGGCCGCGGGAGCGUGCCACACCGUGCUGCUCCAGAGCGACGGCACCGCCGUGGCGUGUGGCGAGAAUGAUUUUGGCCAGUGCGACCUCCCGGCGCCGGCGGAGGGCCUGACCUUCACCCAGGUGGCCGCGGGAGCGUGCCACACCGUGCUGCUCCGGAGCGACGGCACCGCCGUGGCCUGUGGCUGGAAUGAAGACGGCCAGUGCGACCUUCCGGCGCCGGCGGAGGGCCUGAGCUUCACGCAGGUGGCCGCGGGAGGAGGCCACGCCGUUCUGCUCCAGAGCGAUGGCACCGCCGUGGCCUGUGGCUGGAAUGAAGACGGCCAGUGCGACCUUCCGGCGCCGGCGGAGGGCCUGAGCUUCACUCGCGUGGCCGCCGGAGGAGGCCACACCGUUCUGCUCCAGAGCGAUGGCACCGCCGUGGCGUGUGGUCGGAAUGGCGGCGGCCAGUGUGACUUCCCGGCGCUUGCGGAAGGCCUCACUUACGUAGCUAACCUCUUGCCCACGUUGCUGUUGCAGGCAUCUGUCGACGGCGACUCGAUGUGCUUCACGACGCUGGGUGGGGUGGAGCGUUACCGGAUUCAAGCCGCACCAGACGCUCGCCUAGCCAUCAUUCACGAGGAGUUGACGGCCACUCACCAGAUGGGCAGGACCAGCUUCGGACUCGCGCGAGUCGACGCUGUCUUGCCAGGGGGCCGACUGCUGAGUGACACGUCGGCCGAGGAGACGGUGGCGAGUGCCUUCGGGCUCGAUCCACGUUGAGGUGCCGUGCAUUGGGCAGGCGCAGACGCCAAGGCUUCUGCCGAGCUAGCUGCCGAUGAGGUAUCGAGUACGACGUUUUGGAAGAGCUGUCCUUUUUCCCCAAAUAGCUUGCUGAACGGGGUGCUGUUGUGAUAGAAACUAACUCCGGGACCCUAUCGUCAUGUUUAUCGGCGCACGCACACGCAUACACCAACACUUCUCUUCUCCGACGCGCUCGUUGCUGCACAGCGUUAUGUCGGCAUACUUUCUCGCGAAUUUGCUUCGGUG
Prorocentrum cordatum is the source of this 2265-nucleotide messenger RNA. The record is from the annotation of a GenBank genome assembly. NCBI's taxonomy places the organism in Eukaryota, Dinophyceae, Prorocentrales, Prorocentraceae.